Molecule: messenger RNA, 7615 nt
Organism: Plectropomus leopardus (leopard coralgrouper)
Lineage: Eukaryota; Metazoa; Chordata; Actinopteri; Perciformes; Serranidae
Source: RefSeq, a predicted model, not a curated record
AUUUUCACUGCUAGCCUGCUAACGAUGAUUCAAUGCGUUCGUAAAAAAACGAGUUUGCCGAAAUAGGCGGUCAUUUAUUCAUUUUCGUUUGCUUGAAACACGCUCCAUCGACAGCUCGUUUCCGAUGUGCGGUCAGUGCAAGCUAAAGGACCGACGAGAGCGGAGAGAUCGCCUUGCCUACCGUCCUUUAGCCGCCUCUGAAUCCAGCUAACACUGCUAACACCUCAGCGGAGAUCUCGCUAGCUGGCUGGCUGACAGCUGCUUCGGUUAGCUGCGUGCCUUCUGCAGUAGCGUAGCUGAGAUUCACUCCCAGAAACGAUGAAUUGUCUCUGACAUUGAGAGGACUGAGGCCCAGUUGGUUAUCACAUUGGAGUAACCUGAGCCCAGAACUAGCAGCGGUGGGUCUUGGUUGACUUUACGGUGGUGCCAUUGAAGAUAACCGGGUGAGCCGUCGCUCAACCUGCCGAUGCACACCUGGUUUUGACCUGCAAGAGCUGCCAAUAUGAUGCCGAUGAUAUUGACGGUGUACCUCAGUGAUGGGGAACAGGCUGUGACUGAGGUGCCCAUCACCCCUGAGACGACGUGCCGGGAUGUCGUCGAGUUCUGCAAAGAGCCCGGCGAGAGCGGCUGCCACCUGGCUGAGGUCUGGAGAGGCAACGAGCGAGCGAUCCCCUUCGAACACAUGAUGUAUGAGCAUCUGCAGAAAUGGGGGCCUCGGAAACAAGAAGUCAAGUUCUUCCUCCGGCAUGAAGAUUCACCGACUGAGAGCAGUGAUCAAGGGAGUCAGCAGUCUCAGGAUCAGACGAGUCGCAGGAGUGGAAACACUGGAGAGAAGCACAAUGAGAACGGGGUGGGGAAUCAGCGUGUGGAGCUCACGCUGUCAGAGCUGCAGGAGAUGGCCACACGGCAGCAGCAGCAAAUCGAGGCUCAGCAGCAGAUGCUCGUUGCAAAGGAGCAACGUUUGCGUUACCUGAAGCAGCAGGAGCGGCGCCAGCAGCAAACCGUUUCAGAGAGCGAGAAGCUGCAGAGGCUGAAGGAGCGCGUGGAGAGCCAGGAGGCGAAGCUCAAGAAGAUUCGAGCAAUGAGGGGCCAGGUGGACUACAGCAAGGUCAUCAAUGGCAACCUGUCGGCAGAGAUUGAGCAGGUCAGCGGCCUGUUCCAAGAGAAGCAGGCAGAGUUACAAUCUGCAGUGCUGAGAGUGGAGCAGCUCAGCCUGCAGCUGGAGGACCUGCGGAGAGGAAAGCUUAAUGGCAUACAGACCGCCCUGGGUGGCCAAGUAACCGGAGCUGCAGCCUUAGAGCUCCGUAAACUCUACCAGGAACUUCAGAUCCGUAACAAGUUGAACCAGGAACAAAACAGCAAGCUGCAGCAACAGAAGGAGCUUCUCAACAAGCGCAACAUGGAGGUGACACUCAUGGACAAGCGCAUCAGUGAGCUGCGGGAACGCCUCUACAAGAAAAAAGCUGAGGCACGUCAAAAAGAAAACCUUCCUCUGAACAGAGCCAACGGGCCUCCGUCUCCCCAGCCAGCUCCUGGUACUCUGGGACGUGUCGCUGCCGUCGGGCCGUACAUCCAGGUCCCUGUACCGGGCCGGCAGGAAGGAGGCUACACCAUACCACCUGAUCCACUGAAGCCUGCGACUCUGGGCGUCAAUAACCAAGCCAACCAGAGCCGCACCACCAAGUCAGCUAAUGAUACUGGUUGGCCUACUUUAGGCAAGACCAGCACAUCUCUAAAGCCUCCUGAGAGACGAGACUCAGGGACCGAUACACAGGGCAAGAGCCCUCCCUCAGGCUCCCCCGUCGCUCCAAGUGCAGAAAAGGUGCUAGACUCCAAAAUGGCUGUGACCUCCCCUGCCAUAUCCAAGCCACAGCCGCCUCCCUACGGCUCCCACCUCACCUCCGCAAACUCAGCCAGCUCCUUGGAGCGGCGCAAGGAUGCACCUCCUCCUCCUCGCCCGCUCCCAAACCCACCAGCUCCUGUUUGGCCCCGCGUCCCCCCGUCCACAGGCUCGUCCUCCCAGCAGAUCCAGCAGCGAAUCUCGGUGCCGCCAAGUCCCACCUUCCAGCCUAACGCACCGCUUUUCCCUCCUGCACUGAGCGAGCGACUGGAUCCCCCGCCAGCUGUGGCAGUACGCCCCUUCAUGCCAGACAGAGGAUCACGGCCUCAGUCGCCCAGAAAGGGCCCACCCACCAUGAACUCCAGCUCCAUCUAUCACAUGUACCUCCAGCAGGCAGCGCCAAAGAGCCAGCCUCUCAAGCCUGCUCUCAAAGCAGUAUACGGGAAGCCUGUCCUUCCCCCCAGCUCGACACCCCCCUCGCCUCUGCCUUUCGUCCAGGCAGGAGGGGCCUUCCCGUUGCUUCAGGGCCAUCCCGGUGGUGAGGACACUUUGGACGGAGAGUUUGAUGAUCACGAGUUCUUCCAGCACCCAGAGCCCUUAGCGCCUCCUCCCAGUGUGGAGAACAUCCCACGACCUCUCAGCCCCACGAAGCUAACACCCAUGGUACACUCCCCACUGCGCUACCAAAGUGACGCCGAUCUUGAGGUGCUCCGUAAAAAACUGGCCAACGCGCCGAGACCGCUGAAGAAGCGGAGCUCCAUAACAGAACCAGAGGGCCCCAGCGGACCAAACAUCCAGAAACUGCUCUACCAGAGAUUCAACACUUUGGCAGGAGGCAUAGAGGGAAAUGGAGUCAGUGGAUCAGGAGGUGGCAACGGUGCAGGUAACGGGACGCCGUUUUAUCAGCCCGCUAAUCCUCCUGCGUAUCUGGGAGGCGACUCUGUGGCCGAUACAGACAAUGGCAACCUGCCCUCUGAGACACCUCUACCACCACCACCAGGGGCAGAGGAGCUGGGCUCUGAGGUGCCACCGCCAUCUACUGACGCCAAUGACAACGAGCCACUGCCCUCGCCACCAGAGCUGGAUGCCGCUGACGCAGAGGAAGCAGAGGACGACAACAACAACAACGUGGGAGGCUCUGAGGCGUCGUUGCCCAGCCCCGUGCUGGAGGUGACCACUCCAGAAGAGAGCGGCACAGCGGUCUCACAGCCCCUGGAGAAGCGCACCAACCUGAAGAAGCCGAAUUCCGAGCGAACUGGCCACGGCUUCAGGGUGAAGUUCAACCCUCUGGCCCUCCUGCUGGACGCCUCACUGGAGGGAGAGUUUGACCUUGUCCAGAGGAUCAUCUAUGAGGUGGAGAAUCCCAGCACUCCCAAUGACGAGGGCAUCACGCCUCUCCACAACGCAGUGUGUGCAGGACAUCACCACAUAGUCAAGUUCCUGCUGGAUUUUGGUGUGAACGUCAACGCAGCAGACAGUGACGGAUGGACUCCGCUUCACUGUGCCGCCUCCUGCAACAGCGUUCAUCUCUGCAAGUUAUUGGUCGAGUCAGGGGCCGCCAUCUUUGCCAGUACCAUUAGUGAUGUGGAGACUGCUGCAGAUAAGUGCGAGGAAAUGGAGGAGGGUUACAUCCAGUGCUCCCAGUUUCUAUAUGGUGUUCAGGAGAAGUUGGGUGUUAUGAACAAGGGGACAGUUUACGCUCUGUGGGAUUACAAACCUCAGAACCAGGAUGAGCUGGCGUUCAGCGAAGGCGACGCCAUCACUAUCCUACGACGACAGGAUGACAGUGAAACAGAGUGGUGGUGGGCACGACUCGAGGACAACGAGGGCUACGUGCCCCGCAACCUGCUGGGGCUCUAUCCUAGGAUCAAGCCUCGUCAGCGCUCGCUGGCAUAGUGUCUCACUCCACUGACCUCUGGCUAACAGCUGGACUAGUGACAAAACCAAGAGCAGAGAACAAAAGAGCCUGGUGCUCUGUCUCUUCUCCCCGUGGCCAUAACCUCCCCCGGCCUUGUGCUUCUCACAAAUUCCCUUUUUCUCUGAAGCAGCGGGCACCGAACUCCGACACACAUAAUUUACACAUACACACAUAGAUGCACACGCAAUGAAAAACAAGCACUCCAAAUGUGAAAAUCUCUUAAACCACUCCACCCUGAUCCCUCCCUCCCUCUUCUGUCAUUGUCCCAACUUGAUUUUACCCGAUUCAGUGUCAGCUCUGUAUCAGACAUCAACUUGAAGAAUAAAACACUAACCCUUGUCUCAGUGUUUCUUACAGUGUUCACACUUCUUCAGCCAUGACUUCUAUGGUGGCACUGGUUUACACAACUCUAAAUGGUGGCUGGAAAAUCAACUCUAAUGGUGAGACGUUGCUUUGCUGUUUGUUUGUUUUUUGGGUUUUUUUUUUUUUAGUGAAAUGUAAUUUUAGUUACAAAAUGUAAUGCAAUUUGUAAUGCUAAUUUGAUCCCCAUGCAAGAAAAACACUAAUGCAGAAAAAUGGUCCCUCUGUGUUCGAUUUUUCUGUAGUCUAACCACCAAAGAAUAUAGAUUUAAUGAUUUUAAUUCUAAUACUCCUUACGGAAUAAUUGAUAAUCAGUUGAUUUGCUGCUAUCAUUAAUGAAUAACAACUCCAAGGAGUUGGUUUAAAGUCUUUCUAGACAUUCUGAGAAGGAAAAUGGAAAAUUAUGUGAAUCCUCAGUAUUAAAGAUGCAGGUCAGUCAGAACAAAUCCAAAGUAUUAAAGCAAAGAUGAUUAGAUAGAUUGAUGGCUCACAAAAAAAAUCAUGAAUUGCAUUUCAUGAUCAUCAUCGCAAGACGUGUUUUUUCAUUCAGUGACCACGUUUACGUGCACAAAAUAUUCUGGUUUUUACCCUUAUUCCGAGAAAAACAAUAUUCCUACUAAACUGUUUACAUGGCUACUGAAAAUUAAUAUUCCACUAAUGUUCCUGCUUACAUGCAGCUGUGCAUACUCCAAUGAACAUGCCCUAACACACUGGUUCCCAACUGGUUGCCAAAGCUUUACAAGGGAUCACAAGGCCCUCUUGUGGUGUAAGAAAACUUCUCAGAGAAAUUACAGUAGGCCUGUAUCUCAGUAUUCAAUGAGUUUCUAUAGAGAAAACUGAAUGAAAUUGUCAUUUUUAAAGUUUGGAUACAUAUGUUUGAAAAAAAUGACAAAAUACAUAAUGCAGGCAGAUAACUACAUAACCUAACUGCAAAUAUCAGGAAAGCUUAUCUCUGAUGCAAAAUUCAGAGGAAAUAAUCUGUUCAGAAUGUAUCCACAUUCUAGUUUCACACAAACGUGCUGCAGUUUUUGCGUUCACUAUUCAAUUGAACAGUUAAUAAGUCUGUUUUGUUUUUGUUAUACAUUGAAUCUAAUUUAAAAUAUCCCUAAAAUAUGCCACUCCGUCAGGGGCUGUCAGUUUACUCAAUAAUAGAAAUUAUGUUCUUCAAGGGAAAAGGUUGGGAACCACUGCCCUAACAUGUCAUUUGUCAUAUUAAAAUAUGGAAAAGUGGAACAGCCGGAACUGCUUUUGUGGCAUCAGAGAUUAUUUUUCUUGUUCUCCAUAGAUUGAGGACUUGUGUUACUGUGCAAACACAGCCUCCCAUUUUCAUUCCUACAACCACCUUCUUAAAAAGGUUGCAUGCAAUCUGUGUGCAUAUCCAAAAAACACUGUCCAAGUCUUUCAUAAUGUUUUAAAGUAGGUGUGAUUUUUCUAUCGACCAGAAAUGUGGGCUUUUUCUAGGGGUGCAUGCAUCCCUUCCCCACAGCCUUGCAAAUUAUUGACAAAUUGGUUUGUAACGAAAAGAGAUGACCAUAAACAGGCAAGAGGCUGUUUGUGUUUCAAACUUAAGUAAAAACUGCGUUUGUUUGUAUGAGGGGGAGUGAGAGAGACACGGAGGAGAAUGUGGAAGGUGGACUAUUGCACGCGAUGCUUCUGUAAGUUAUUAUUAACUCCAAAUACUCCAGGUUCAGCUGCAUUACAAGAUGCAAAGCAAAUCCUUUACAUCUCCCAGCUGCAGAUAACAAUAAGCAUUUCUUCACCUGUUCCUUUUUCUUGUCCGACAGCUUAUUUAAUUGUUCGAAAGUUGUUCGAAUUGGGGGUCAAUGACACUUAAUUCUUCCUUUCAGUUUCUUCCACCAGUUUCCUAAUAAAGAAAUUAAGUAAAAAGCAUACUUUUGGACAUUUGCAUAGCAAAGAUGGAAGGUUCGAAGCAUUUGGGUCAGUCCUAAUUUUGAUGAUUGUUCAGGAUGUGCUGUAUACAUGCCCAAAUAAUGCUUUAGAUAAUAUUGACAUAUCCCACAUCUUAAUUGCAAAAUGCUUCAUUUAAAAAAAAGGCCUAGUUUUGAAUAUCUAAGUGGAAUAUGCUGUUUACAUGACCCGUAUCAAAUUUUGAAUAUUGUCAUCCUCUGAAUAAUAGUGGAAUAUUGGUGUGCAUGUAAACGUAGUCACUGUCGUCUGUUCAGAGUCUGGAUGCGGGAGUUUUGUGGAUGUUCCAGUUUUUCUGUAAUACGAGGUUUCAAGACGUAAACACUGUUUGAAUGAAGAAUCCAAUAUAUAUAUCCAGGUAAUAAUUCUUAUUUCAUGGGAACAAGAUAAAUUUAAAAAAAGAUCACUUUUUGGGACUUUGGGGGCUCCGAAAUAAACAGUAUUUGCUGUACCAAAAAAAGUUGCCAAAUGAGAAACUCUGUCUGCACAUCUGUAGAUUGUGUUUAAAGGUAACAAAUGUAAAAGAUCUCUUAAGGUAUUUCAGGAAUUAGGAAAAAAAGCUAUUUUAUAGUUUCAGACUCCACAGUGUUGAGGUAACGAAUCAGCUCCACACAGAAAAAGAUGUUUUAGAUAGUGUUAUUGGGUCAUGUUUGCUAUUUUCAAGUCAUUUACAGUUUGAAUAAUGCUUUCAGGCAUUUAUAAUAAGUUGGUCCUCACUUCUGAGAUUCAGUAUUUUUCUGAACUCUGGCACCUGUUAAGAGUUUUGUUUCUGUUAUAAUUUAAUGUGGCAAGCAGACCUGCAAGCAGUGUCGACACAUGAAAAGAAGAACUUGCAGAUUUAAUUAAAUCCAGCCACUGCACCCCACCCCCCCAAAAAACCCCACUGAAAUCAACACUCAAACCAUACACUAGCUUUGUUUACCCCACUAGACAAAGUGAACACUUAAUAUUAAUAACCUAUUUUUUCUACCAGCUGCUAAGUAGGUCUCUAUUCAUCUGAUGUUGCAGUUAUUUUUUGUGGCUGUGACAAACCCCACUUGAAAGACUUCAAUCUCAGGACCAACAUGGUGCUGCUGACACUGUUCCACCACUAAACUAGUGAUCAUAUUUUCACUCUCAACAGACAUCACCUUCAUUUGAGCAGCAAACUAAACAAAACAGUCCAAAUUUAAAAAAAAAAAAAAAAAGAAAAGAAAUAAAAAAUACAGAUGAAGAGAGGUUAUUGUGUCUGAAACGUAAAUGUUCAGAUUUGCCUCUGACAAUCCUGAAUUUGCCCAGUUCUCUUCUUCCAGCUGCCCCCUUUCAGGUAUACACCAUUCCAGUAACACUAAAACAUGUGUUAUCUGUCACAUUAUAGAGUCCAUCAUCAACUUGUUCUGAACUGUGAGUGACUGAGUGUUAUGCCAAGUGUGCUAGUGGCCCAGGCUUUACCAUGGCUUAAUCUGUACAUAGUGUGAGGAGAUGUGUUAUAUGUCUGUUUGCUGUAAGGACAAGUGGGCUUUCUGUAUAAACGCUGUACUCACACAUUCAACUCUGUAAAUGUGAACAAUAAAACAGAAGCUCUGGCAUGA